AUGUAUGUUUUAGUUAAACGCGGCGACGAUGAGAAGUUGUCUUCAGCCGACGCUGUCAUAGUCCACGUACUAAAGGGUCUGUUUCCAAAGACCACAACAAGAAAUUUAACCCAAAGGUGGAUCUUCUUGAACGAUGAGUCUCCAUUCAAUGCAUUUUUUUCUGCUGCUAAUAAACCUAUAUUAAAAGACCUAUCACAUAUGUUCAAUUGGUCAAUGACUUACAGGAGCGAUUCCGACGUGCCUGUUCCUUACGGCCGAACGGUACCCUUGAAAAAAGCGAUUCUGAAUCAAAUUACAUAUGAAUCUCUGGCAUCAUUGGUUCCGUACUGGGAAAAUAAACGCAAGGACGUGUUAGCUUCUAUCCUUAUGUCGCACUGUGGGGUGCCUCGUAGAACAGAAUAUUUAGAGAAAUUACAAGAAUAUUUGACCGUCGAUGUUUAUGGAAAAUGUUCGAAAAAUAACAAAAAUAGCUGUCCUGGACAUUUUCGGUCUGACUGUAAUAUUGUAUCGCAAUAUCUUUUCUACUUAGUGUUUGAAAACACGCAGUGUCACGAGUACAUAACAGAAAAAUUAUUUUACAAUGCUUAUAGCAAAGGUGCUAUACCUGUCAUAAUGGGGCCAACCAUAGACUGCUGUGAAGGACUUUUACCGCCUGAUUCCUUUUUACAUGUUGACAAUUAUGAUAGUCCGCAACAAUUAGCGGAGCAUAUGGUUGAAAUAAGCGAAGAUAAUAAAAAUAUUCUAAGAUAUCACCGAUGGAGGAAUCACUUUGAGGCAAAAAAUGAGCAUGGAUAUUUUGGAACUAGAUCGUAUCAUUUAUGCAGAGUAUGUGAAGCUUUGAAUUACAAUGACCAAGCAGUGAAAUAUUACGACGAAGAAGAUCUAAGGAUAUUUUUUGAUCCAACCUUGUCUUGUCGUUAA
This is a messenger RNA of Danaus chrysippus (African queen), 921 nucleotides long. NCBI's taxonomy places the organism in Eukaryota, Metazoa, Arthropoda, Insecta, Lepidoptera, Nymphalidae. The record is from the annotation of a GenBank genome assembly.